Messenger RNA from Ostreobium quekettii, 1989 nucleotides. NCBI's taxonomy places the organism in Eukaryota, Viridiplantae, Chlorophyta, Ulvophyceae, Bryopsidales, Ostreobiaceae. The record is from the annotation of a GenBank genome assembly.
AUGUCAUCGACGAUUGUACAGAUAUUCUGCCCCGAUCCACUAUCCAGGCUUCUUACGAGCCAACAUGCUGCGGUUUCGGCUGCUCAUUGCCAGUUGUUGUCACGUCCAUUUUCUGGUUCAUCGGAGCCUGACAAGGCAACGCAGCUGCCUACCCAGAAGUCUAAGGCAGUGCACGAGACCGGCGGGGAGCAGAUGAGCAACACAGAAAUUGUGAGAGUAUUGGCGAGAUACUUGUGGCCUGAAGAUCGCCCAGAGUUCCGGCGACGCAUUGUUGGAGCCUUUGCACUUCUUGUGGCUGGCAAGCUCCUCAAUGUCCAGGUUCCCUUCCUUUUCAAGUAUGCAGUCGAUUCUCUGACAUUGGACCCCAGCGGGACUACUGCUACCACUGGGACGCUCAUAGCAUGCACCCCAGUGGCUCUUCUGGCCAUGCAUGGCAUUGUUCGCUCAAUGGCAUCUUUCUGCAAUGAAAUGAGAGGUGCAGUGUUCUCCUCAGUGACUCAGGGCGCCAUCAGGAGUGUGGCCGACAAGCUCUUUGCACACUUGCAUGCGCUUGACCUCAGGUUUCAUCUGUCACGCCAGACCGGUGCCAUCAGCCGCAUCACCGACAGAGGCCUCAGGGGCAUCCAGUUCAUUUUGGGUUCGCUCAUCUUCAACGUUGUUCCCACAGCCCUUGAAGUGUCUUUGGUGGCAGGAAUCUUAGCAUGGAAGUGCGGGGCACCAUUUGCUGCGCUCACACUGGGCACCAUUGGUGCCUACACGAUCUUCACAUUUGUUGUCACCCAAUGGAGGAUUCGUUUCAGGGAAGAGAUGAACAAAUGGGAUUCGCGGGCUGGCAUGCGCAUGACCGACUCCCUCAUCAACUACGAGACCAUCAAAUAUGUUCAGGCAGAGGAUCAUGAGCGACGCAGGCAUGAUGAAUGCCUUGCCGGAUUUGAAAAGGCAGCGGUUCACACCUGGCAGAGCCUGGCAGUGCUGAACUUUGGGCAGAAUGUAAUAUUCUCUGUCUCACUUGCCACGGCGAUGAUCAUGGCCGCACAUGGGAUUGCGAGGGGAGAGAUGACUGUUGGGGAUCUUGUGAUGGUGAAUGGCCUGCUGUUCCAGCUGUCCAUCCCCCUCAAUUUCCUGGGAACAGUGUACCGUGAAACCAGGCAGUCCAUGGUGGAUAUGGGUGCAAUGUUCCGCAUAUUCAAGGAACAGCCCUUGGUAAAAGAUCGCCCGGGAGCCGUGGAGCUGCCAGACCAGCCGCACGGAUACGACAUCGAGCUGCAAGACGUCCAUUUCGGGUACCGACCUGGCUCGCCCACAUUGGAGGGCAUGUCGUUGCGCAUUCCUGCUGGCACGAGCUGCGCCUUGGUGGGCACCAGCGGCAGCGGGAAGUCGACGAUACUCAGGCUGCUGUUCCGCCUUUAUGACAUUGACGGCGGGUCGGUGAGGGUGGGCGGCCACGACGUGCGGGACCUGAAGAGUUCCAGCCUUCGUGGCAAGAUGGGCCAGGUGCCCCAGGACUUGGUGCUGUUCAACGACACCAUUUUUCACAACAUCAGGUAUGGCAACUUGGGCGCUCCUGAGGCUGAGGUGUACCGCGCUGCGGAGAAGGCUCACAUACAUGACACCAUCUUGUCCUUGAAGGAUGGCUAUGACACUAUGGUGGGAGAACGGGGAUUGAAGCUAAGUGGAGGCGAGAAACAGCGUGUGGCACUUGCAAGGGUCUUCAUGCAGAAUCCGCGCAUUUUCCUGUUCGACGAGGCGACUGCGACAGAGCGACAGAUCUUGGAGUCGGUGCGGGACCUUGCGCAGGGGCGAACCUCAGUGUUUGUUGCCCAUCGCCUGUCCACAGCUGCACAGUGCGACCAGAUUGUUGUGCUGGACGGGGGCCGAAUAGUGGAGUCGGGGUCCCAUCAGGAGCUGCUGUCAGCAGGAGGGCGGUAUGCGCAGUUGUGGGAGAAGCAUUCCACCAUGGAUGACUUGGUUGAGAAUUCUGAGACGUGA